Musa acuminata AAA Group (dessert banana) is the source of this 2955-nucleotide messenger RNA. Its product is annotated as zinc finger protein CONSTANS-LIKE 9-like. The transcript is spliced from 3 exons. Gene Ontology annotation, molecular function: zinc ion binding; protein binding. The record is from RefSeq and is a predicted model, not a curated record. NCBI's taxonomy places the organism in Eukaryota, Viridiplantae, Streptophyta, Magnoliopsida, Zingiberales, Musaceae. Bases 1257 to 2294 code for a protein of 345 amino acids.
UCAUGUUUCUUCUCUUUAUCUUUUCGGUCCCUCCUCUCCUCACCUCUCCUAUCUCUCUAGUAUUCCUCUCUUGAGCGAAUUCGCUUUCGCAUCCUUCGUCUUUCGCUGCGGGUUUCUACCCCCUCGUUUCUCUUUUUCGUAUCGAAGACGAGGUAACAAGAACAAGCUUUUUCGUCUUCCGAUGAGAUCGCCGUGAAUCGAUAACCGCGUUUUCUUUCUUUUUGGAUCUUGUUAUCAUGUGGACCUGGAUGUCGUGUGGAACGAGUCAUAUUUUGGGUAGUUGUUUUCACUUGCAUUUUUGGGUAGCUAGGUUUGGACGACCUCUGCAGUUCUUUUGCCAACCCGACUCCUCGACCACUAAUGCUUCUUGGUUUCUCAUGUGGAUUUCGUACGAGCCGUACCACUACGGAACAAUGACGGGGGAUCAAAUGAUGGAUUGUUCGUCUUAUAAUUUAUCGGGAAAAAGAAAUUCCUUUUUGAUUUUUUUUGGGAUUUCUCUUUUUUCGGAUUUGAUCGAAUCCAAAUUUGGUAAAAGAAGCAUUUUUUUCUUUUCAGAUUCUUUGGCUUCAAAGAUUCUUCUCGCAUGACACACUAACUGGUUGUACUGUUAAAAGGUACCUAAUAUUCUUUAAUUUAUCGGGCGUGAGAUUUCUGUUGGUUUGCUGUUGUAGUUGAAUUGCUCCUCAACGUUUAGCGUGGCUUGUUUUUAGCUUUUGCCCUUUUCGCUAUUGGUUUCAGAUAUCAGCUUGGAGAGUUUUAUGUUACUAGCGGUCUCCAAGAUCAUAAGAAGUUCUAUUUAUAACUACCCUUCUGUAGAUUAUGAAACUGGGAUUAGUGAACUGAAAGAAUUUGAAUAUUUGGGUGAUUAUUAAGUGGGCAAUUUUAUUGAAAUAAGAUCAACAAUGUUGAUUAAUAUUUACAUAUAAGCAAUUUGAGUUUUAGAGCUUAGCUUUAACCAUAUCUGUCUGUUUUUGUUAUGAAAUCUGCUUUACAAAUGCACUAUAUAGGACACAUUAUUGAUUCACAAAUGUACAACUUGAGUUCUUUUUUGUUUAAUGCACUUUAAACCUAACCAGUUUUAACCAUCCAAGUAGUUAAAAUUUUAGUGUGUUUUAUUUGGAAAAUGCUGUUAUUGGUCAAAACUUUCAAGAGUAUGCUGACAACACCAACAUGAUGAAAAUUUUCGUUAAAGAAUAAUAUCAGUUUUCUCAAAUCAGCAUUUGAUUUGACUGGUUGGCAGCUGAAAGUGAGGAAGCAUGAAUCAUCUCUGUGAUUUUUGUGGGGAACAAAGAUCUAUCAUCUACUGCAGAUCUGAUGCUGCUUCUUUGUGCUUGUCAUGCGACCGCAAUGUCCACUCUGCAAAUGCACUUUCUCGGCGCCACUUGCGCACUCUUUUGUGUGACAGAUGCAGUGCACAACCAGCUGUUAUUAGGUGCAUUGAAGAAAGUGUUUCACUUUGUAAAAAUUGUGAUUGGAAUAGUCAUGAUGGAUCAGGCGUCGCUUCAGGGCACAAAAGGCAGACAAUAAACUGCUAUUCAGGCUGCCCAUCAGCAGCAGAGCUUUCAAGAAUUUGGCCCUUUUUUCAGGAGUUCCCUCCUGUAGCUGAGCCUGACUGUGAAAAGGGUUUAGGCUUGAUGACCAUCAGUGAGAACAACAUUAGUAACUGCUGGGGACGUCCAGAAAGCAACAGUACCUUGGGUAUUUCCAGUGUAGGCAAGAUGAAAGAUCCAAUAGUUGUAGAUAAGCUCAAUCCCCUGACUGGAUCUUCACGGCCUGCAAUAUGUCCUUUGCCCUCUACUGCUGAUCAGACAGCUGGUUCAGUGGAUUCAACUAUACCUAAGGCAUCAUCUGCUGGGCAGCCUAAUCCUAUGCUGGCAACACGUAGUAAUGCAGUUUCUGCUGAUUCGGUGAUGUCAAAUCGAGGAAAAAAUGCAGAUUCGAGACUGUUUAUUUCUGCAAGCCAUGCUCACUUCAGUCUAUCCCUUUCAUUUUCUGGUUUGACUGGUGAAAGCGGUGCCGGAGACUAUCAAGAUUGUGGGGGGUCAUCAGUGCCUUUUAGGGGUGAACCUCCAUGGUUCCCAGCGGAUCCUGAGAAUUCCCAAUUGCCUACAGCUAGCAGGGAUAGUGCUGUGAUGCGUUACAAGGAAAAAAAGAAAGCACGCAAGUUUGAGAAAAAAAUUAGGUACGCUUCUCGCAAGGCUAUGGCAGAUGUGAGGAGGCGUGUAAAGGGGAGGUUUGUCAAAGCUGGUGAAGCGUAUGAUUAUGAUCCACUUGCACAGACAAGAAGCUUUUAAGAGCAUGGUCAAUGAUAAAUAAUUUGGGAAAAUGAAAACUGACAUAUAUCACGCUUCCCUUGCAAGUAAUGUGCUUCCUUUGGGAAAACAAAAGCCAUCAGGGCAUGUUCUUGAAGUAUGAGUUCUCCAUCACCAUCUUGCCCAGCAAUAUGAUCUGGUAAAAACUGGUCUUCAUAUUCAUUCUGAUAGGCAAUGGUGUGUACAUAUUCUACAAUUUGGGUAAAGCCAGUGCAUAAUUUUCUAUUCCGCCUCAAACUAACCGAACAGUAUUUUCCUUGAACCUCAACCCCCUUACUUUGGGUUCCUUCCUUCCCAUCUUCUUCCUCACUUAUUGUUUCAGUAUAUUCUUCUGAUUCUCCUCAGGACCGGUAGCCAUGCUAUGCAUGACCUGCUGCAGCAUUCUGCUCCCAGUUUAGGUUUCCAAUUCAGAUCUUUGGAUAUCUCUCUAACUUUUUUCAUGUUGAAUUUGUGGAGCAUACUCUUGUAACUGACAGACAGUUCUUUGUAUCAGUUCACAUGUAAAAGAGGAUCAUUUAUGUAAUAAGAUUCUUGGAGAGUCUGUAAAAUUGGUUUGUGUGCCAGUGACUGUAGAAACAUAAUAUAAUUGUCACACUAUUCAUAUCUGUUUAAAACUUUGAAGCCCUAUAACUUGGGUUGUACA